GAAAAAAAGAAAAAAUACAGAAAAAGAGAAAAAACAAAACAAAACAAAACCAAGCACUCCGCCGGAUCCGACCGCCACUUUCCAACCCCCCCACGGCUCUAGACCCGCGGGAGCUUCCGUCCCUCAGUAGAAUUCAAGGGUGGAAAGAAGAGGAAGGGGGAAAAAACCUUGUACCAGCCCAGGGGUGAAGAAGCCCCCGGCCUGAGAAGGAAGGAAGGAGUGGGGGAGGCCAACAGUCUCCUUGCUGCCUCUGUAGACGCUGAGGGGGGAGGAACUGUCUUUCUUAGAGGAAGCACACUGUCAUUUUACUCACAUAAAUAUAUGAAUAUAUUUCUGACAUUGGGGUGAUCCAGAAGAUGAUAAAGAAAUGAUAGCAGCUCCAGAAAUACCAACUGAUUUUAAUCUACUGCAGGAGUCAGAAACACACUUUUCUUCUGACACAGAUUUUGAAGACAUUGAAGGAAAAAAUCAAAAGCAAGGCAAAGGCAAAACUUGUAAAAAAGGCAAAAAGGGUCCAGCAGAAAAGGGUAAAAGUGGAAAUGGAGGAGGAAAACCUCCUUCUGGUUCAAACCGAAUGAAUGGUCAUCAUCAACAGAAUGGAGUUGAAAACAUGAUGUUGUUCGAAGUUGUGAAAAUGGGCAAGAGUGCUAUGCAGUCGGUGGUGGAUGAUUGGAUUGAAUCCUACAAGCAUGACCGAGAUAUAGCACUUCUUGACCUUAUCAAUUUUUUUAUUCAGUGUUCAGGCUGCAAAGGAGUCGUCACAGCAGAGAUGUUUAGACAUAUGCAGAACUCUGAGAUAAUUCGAAAAAUGACAGAAGAAUUUGACGAGGAUAGUGGGGAUUACCCACUUACCAUGGCUGGUCCUCAGUGGAAGAAAUUCAAGUCCAGCUUCUGUGAGUUCAUUGGUGUGUUAGUACGGCAAUGUCAAUACAGUAUCAUAUAUGAUGAGUACAUGAUGGAUACUGUCAUUUCACUUCUUACUGGAUUGUCUGACUCUCAAGUCAGAGCCUUUCGACAUACAAGUACCCUGGCAGCUAUGAAGUUGAUGACUGCUUUGGUAAAUGUGGCACUAAAUCUUAGCAUUAAUAUGGAUAACACACAAAGACAGUAUGAGGCAGAACGGAAUAAAAUGAUUGGAAAACGAGCUAACGAAAGGCUAGAACUCCUGUUACAAAAGCGUAAAGAGCUUCAGGAAAAUCAAGAUGAGAUAGAAAAUAUGAUGAAUGCAAUAUUUAAAGGAGUGUUUGUACAUAGAUACAGGGAUGCAAUAGCUGAAAUCAGAGCUAUAUGCAUUGAAGAGAUUGGCAUUUGGAUGAAGAUGUAUAGUGAUGCCUUCCUUAAUGACAGCUAUUUAAAAUAUGUUGGUUGGACUAUGCAUGAUAAGCAAGGUGAAGUCAGACUCAAAUGUCUUACUGCUUUACAAGGGCUUUAUUAUAACAAAGAGCUCAAUUCCAAACUGGAACUCUUUACCAGUCGAUUCAAGGAUAGAAUUGUGUCUAUGACCCUUGACAAAGAAUAUGAUGUUGCAGUACAAGCAAUAAAGUUACUCACUCUUGUUUUACAGAGUAGUGAAGAAGUUCUAACUGCAGAAGAUUGUGAAAAUGUCUAUCAUCUGGUUUAUUCAGCUCACCGGCCAGUAGCAGUUGCAGCUGGAGAAUUUCUCUACAAAAAGCUCUUCAGUCGCAGAGAUCCAGAAGAGGAUGGACUGAUGAAAAGAAGGGGAAGACAAGGUCCCAAUGCCAACCUUGUGAAGACUUUGGUUUUUUUCUUCUUGGAAAGUGAGUUACAUGAACAUGCAGCUUACCUUGUGGAUAGCAUGUGGGAUUGUGCUACUGAGCUCCUGAAAGACUGGGAAUGUAUGAAUAGCUUGUUAUUAGAAGAGCCUCUUAGUGGAGAGGAAGCUCUAACAGACAGACAAGAGAGUGCUUUGAUUGAAAUAAUGCUUUGUACUAUUAGACAAGCAGCUGAAUGUCAUCCUCCUGUGGGAAGAGGGACAGGAAAAAGGGUGCUGACAGCAAAGGAGAAGAAGACACAGUUGGAUGACAGAACAAGAAUUACCGAGCUGUUUGCUGUGGCCCUUCCACAGUUAUUAGCUAAAUACUCUGUAGAUGCAGAAAAGGUGACCAAUUUGUUGCAGUUACCUCAGUACUUUGAUUUGGAGAUAUACACCACUGGACGAUUAGAAAAGCAUUUGGAUGCCUUAUUGCGCCAGAUCCGAAAUAUUGUAGAAAAGCACACAGACACAGAUGUUUUGGAAGCUUGUUCUAAAACUUACCAUGCAUUAUGUAAUGAAGAGUUCACGAUCUUCAACAGAGUAGAUAUUUCAAGAAGUCAGCUGAUUGAUGAACUGGCAGAUAAAUUUAACCGGCUUCUUGAAGAUUUUCUGCAAGAGUACAGUGCUCAUGAUCUUUCAAAGUGGGAUUUGUUCGCUUGUAAUUACAAACUCUUGAAAACCGGAAUUGAAAAUGGAGAUAUGCCUGAGCAGAUUGUUAUUCAUGCACUGCAGUGUGCCCACUAUGUAAUCCUUUGGCAGCUUGCUAAGAUCACUGAAAGCACUUCUACGAAGGAGGACUUACUGCGCUUAAAGAAACAGAUGAGGGUAUUUUGCCAGAUAUGUCAACAUUACUUGACCAACGUGAAUACUACUGUUAAGGAACAGGCCUUCACUAUUCUGUGUGAUAUUUUGAUGAUCUUCAGUCACCAGAUUAUGUCUGGAGGGCGUGACAUGUUAGAGCCAUUAGUUUAUACUCCUGAUUCUUCAUUGCAGUCUGAGUUGCUCAGCUUUAUUUUGGAUCAUGUCUUCAUUGAACAGGAUGAUGAUAGCAAUAGUGCAGAUGGUCAGCAAGAGGAUGAAGCCAGCAAAAUUGAAGCUUUGCAUAAGAGGAGAAAUUUACUUGCAGCAUUUUGUAAGCUAAUUGUAUAUACAGUGGUGGAGAUGAACACAGCUGCAGAUAUCUUCAAACAGUAUAUGAAGUAUUAUAAUGAUUAUGGCGAUAUCAUCAAAGAAACAAUGAGUAAAACAAGGCAGAUUGACAAAAUUCAGUGUGCUAAGACCCUUAUUCUCAGUCUGCAGCAGCUUUUUAAUGAGAUGAUACAAGAGAAUGGUUAUAAUUUUGAUAGAUCAUCCUCAACAUUUAGUGGCAUAAAAGAACUUGCUCGACGUUUUGCUUUAACUUUUGGACUUGAUCAAUUGAAAACAAGAGAAGCCAUUGCCAUGCUCCACAAAGAUGGUAUAGAAUUUGCUUUUAAGGAGCCUAAUCCACAAGGGGAGAGCCAUCCACCUUUAAAUUUGGCAUUUCUUGAUAUUCUCAGUGAAUUUUCUUCUAAACUGCUCCGACAAGAUAAAAGAACAGUGUAUGUUUAUUUGGAAAAGUUCAUGACCUUUCAGAUGUCACUCCGAAGAGAAGAUGUAUGGCUUCCUCUGAUGUCUUACCGAAAUUCUUUGCUAGCUGGUGGUGAUGAUGAUACUAUGUCAGUCAUUAGUGGAAUGAGCAGUCGGGGAUCAACUGUCCGGAGUAAAAAAUCAAAACCAUCUACAGGAAAACGGAAAGUGGUUGAAGGCAUGCAACUAGCACUCCCUGAAGAAAGCAGUAGCAGUGACAGUAUGUGGUUGAGCAGAGAGCAAACACUGCACACCCCUGUUAUGAUGCAGACACCACAGCUCACCUCCACUAUUAUGAGAGAACCGAAAAGGUUACGGCCUGAAGAUAGCUUCAUGAGUGUCUAUCCGAUGCAGACAGAACACCAUCAAACUCCUCUGGAUUAUAACACGCAGGUAACAUGGAUGUUAGCUCAAAGACAACAAGAGGAAGCAAGGCAACAGCAGGAGAGAGCAGCAAUGAGCUAUGUUAAACUGCGAACUAAUCUUCAGCAUGCCAUUCGGCGUGGUACAAGCCUAAUGGAAGAUGAUGAAGAGCCAAUUGUUGAAGAUGUUAUGAUGUCCUCAGAAGGAAGGAUUGAGGAUCUUAAUGAGGGAAUGGACUUUGACACCAUGGAUAUAGACUUGCCACCAUCAAAGAAUAGAAGAGAGAGAACAGAACUGAAGCCUGAUUUCUUUGAUCCAGCUUCAAUUAUGGAUGAAUCAGUUCUUGGGGUGUCAAUGUUUUAAUACCAGUACACAUUUAAAUCUGUGGUGAAGUCAUUUUCUAAGUGGAAGAGGAAAUUUUAAAAUAAAGUGUGGUAGAUACAGUGAAAUUCUGUACAGAUUUUUCUCUAAGGAGAAUAUAACAUGCUUAUGCUUACCAAGAUGAAGUGCAUUGAGGGGCAGUUUUGUUUGCCUGAAAAAAAUAAAGGACAAGUAAACAAUUUGAUGAUAAGCUACAGUUUUUCUUAGAAAGUAAAUAUUUUAUUUAUGCGCUGUUAGUUGGCUUUUAAAGGAAUUAUUUCAUGCUUUUUUAAAAAAAUAUAACAAUCUGAAGAAGUAUUUGGUACAGAUAAGAAUCUUCUCACAUUUAUUUACUGGUUGUACUAAAUAAUGAUGACCUCUGCUGGAUUUCUGUUUACAUCCACGAAACAAAAGUUAAGGAUGGAUUUAUUCCCUGACCCUGAAAUUGUAGGAUAGAAUUGUUUUUAGCAUUCUAAAUUUAAAUGCUUAAAACAUCAAUCAACAAAACUUUGUUUUAAAUGUUGUAAUUGUGGGAAAAAGUUAAACUUAUAAGCAGAACUUUUACAAUUUUUUCAUCUAAAAUGUAUUUUAAGAUAUUUUUAAAAUCCAAGAGCUUCUGUAUACUUUUCAGAAAUAUCCAGAUGCAGUGAACUGCCAGAAGGUAACCAGUCUUGAACAUGCUUAUCCCAUAGCAGCCCUGAAAGUUUGCUUGUCCUUUAAGAUAAAAAUGUAACGUUGUGAUAUUCCUUCCAGUAGUGCCACUGUAUUUUGUCUCCAAAUAAAAGAAGCUUAUUGUAGUAUGUUUGCAGAAAAUUUAAACAAAAAUUAUACAGCUUAUUAGAGUGUGGGAAUAGGGAUCUAAAUUUUAAAUAAAAUUAUAUAUAUAUAUAAAUUGGUGCUGAUUUUAUAAUUGCGCAGUUUGUUUAGUUUUUUCUUACUUUUAAAUUCCAACUUAAAAUUAUGAGGUUUCAGAAAUAUAUUGAAAGUUUAACAAUGUUUAAAAAUAGAAAAGCAUGACUGUUCAUGCUUUAAAAUGAUUUUUAAAUUUGUAUUUUAUAUUGUUUUAUCUAUCUGUCUUUGCAAGCAGUCUUCAGGUUAAAGAUACUUCUAACAGGUUACAGUACAUUUCCUCUGUAUGUAAAUUAGAUGGGAUAAUAGAAUUCAUAACCCAUAAUAUUCUUUGAAAGCUAAGCUUUAAACUUCAUUUUAUGUCCUUUCACAAGUGAAUUAGUUUAAAACAGAAAGUGGCCACUUGCCAUUUUGACAUCAACUCAUUUUGCGAGGCUUAGGCAGCUAGACAUCGUUUAAAACAAAAUAUUAACUUAUAUUACAUGUAUAUCUAUCUUUUGUCAGUCGUCUCUCAGUUCUUGAGGUAUAUUAUUUUAAUCAUUCCAUGCCUUAAUAUGCUUGCAAUACAAGAAUAUCUUCAGAUGUGUGAAUACCAAAAGGUUUCUGGUUUUUCAAGUCAGGAAAUCAACAAGCAUUGGGCUGUGGUAGCCAAAAAACCAUAGGUUAAAUGAACGACCACAACAUACAUUUGUUUUAUUAAUUCAUGGUUAACAAAUAAAACCAGACUUGUCUAACAUACUUUCCAUCAACAAACAUUGUUCUGUGCAGACGUAUUGCAUAUGUUCUUUUACACACCACUGCAUUUCCUAGAACUGCUGAGGGGACUGUAUAUAUGAUUUGAAACCUAGGUUGAUUUUUUUCUCACUCUUGAAAGGAGUAUUUCUUUGUGAAAGCAGUUCUUCCAGCUUUGUUUUGAACCAGCUAAACUGUUUUCUAUAUUACUCUAACCUGUUGUCCUCCACAUUCUAUUGUCCUAAUUGUACUGUUUGCUGAUUUGUAUUUAUGUCUUGAGACAGUAACUUUUUGAAUAAAAAUAAACCUACCGUAUGUUGUA
This is a messenger RNA of Mus pahari (shrew mouse), 6008 nucleotides long. It is a transcript of the gene Stag2, whose product is annotated as stromal antigen 2. Gene Ontology annotation, biological process: sister chromatid cohesion. NCBI's taxonomy places the organism in Eukaryota, Metazoa, Chordata, Mammalia, Rodentia, Muridae. Gene Ontology annotation, cellular component: chromatin; cohesin complex; nucleus. The record is from RefSeq and is a predicted model, not a curated record. Bases 368 to 4108 code for a protein of 1246 amino acids. Gene Ontology annotation, molecular function: chromatin binding. The transcript has 33 exons.